AUGUAUGUGGAGGUUCAUGAGACCCGAUCUCAAGCGCACUCGGCAAGUGAAGAGAGAAAGGUGAUGAGGAAGCAGCAGGCAGAGAGCAACAGCCAAGAGUCAGCCUCACACAAAAAGGCAAAAACUGAAGAAGAAGAAGGUACUGAUCACGAAGAUGGAAUCCGAGCAGAGUUUGAGAAGUUCUGUAAGACUAUAACCGAACAUCUCUCCGUCAAGCAAAUGCACGAAAUCCUUGAAGCAAAUGGCCAGUAUUCUAAAGGUGAAGAUGAUGCUGUUGUUCCUAGAUGUCAAGACAUAAUGUUUUUCGGGCCACUGGACAAUUGUCCUAUUUGUGGUGGCAAUUUGGAAUGCUCUGGCGAUGGUUAUCAUUGCGUUGGAGAUUAUAGUGAGUGGUCGAGUUGUAUUUAUAGCACCAAGGAACCACCGAGAAGAGGAGAGUCUCUCAAACUCCCUAAAUCUGUUGAAAGUACUCCAGUAUCUGAUCUGAUCAAGAAACGGGGAAACCCCAACAAGAGUCGCCCCCGAAAGGAAAUAUCUGCCCCAAGGAAGCCAUUUGAUGGAAUGAUGAUAUCUCUAGCUGGUCGUCUUACUCGAAAACACCAAUACUGGAAAUCGAAAAUUGAGAAAUUUGGUGGAAAAGUGAACAACUCUGUCACUGGGGUUGCUUGCGUAGUAGUUUCUCCCGCUGAACGUGAUCGUGGUGGCUCAUCCAAAGUAGCUGAAGCUUUGGAGAAGGGUAUACCGGUAGUGAGGGAGGCUUGGUUGAGUGAUAGUAUAGAAAUGGAAGAAGCUCAGCCUUUAGAUGCAUACGACGUUGCCAGUGACAUUGCUGUAGAAGGUAAAGGUAUUCCCCUUGAUAAGAUGGAUCCAAGUGCAGAGGCACUCGAAACCGUAACAGCCGAGCUUAAAGUGUUUGGAAAAAGAGGGGUACACAAAGACGCUAAGAUGCAGGACGAAGGCACAAGAAUAUUGGAGAAAGAUGGCUUAUUGUAUAACUGUGCACUGUCUGUUUGCAACCAAAAGAACAAACUCAACGACUUCUGUAUUAUGCAACUUAUCAUGUCAUCGGAGAAUCGUUUGCAUAUGUAUUAUAGAAGGGGCAGAAAUGGUGAUAGCUUAAGAGCAGACGACAAGCUAGAGGAGUGGGAAAAUGUCGAUGAUGCGAUUAAGGAGUUCGCUAGGCUCUUUGAAGAGAUGACUGGAAAUGAGUUCGAACCCUGGGAAAGGGAAAAGAAGAUUCACAAAAAGCAUCACAAGUUUUACCCUACUGAUAUCGAUGACGGAAUAGAGGUUAGGCAUGGAGCGCUUGGCCUAAGGCAACUUGGUUCUGCUGCUGCACAUAGUAAGCUUGAUUCGGUAGUAGCAAAUUUCAUGAAAGUCCUUUGUAGCCAAGAGAUAUACAGGUAUGCUUUAAUGGAGCUGGGACACGAUUCACCGGAAAUUCCUAUAGGGAUGCUUACUAAUCUUCAUUUGAGAAGAUGUGAAGAAAUUCUCCUACACUUCGUGGAGAAAAUAAAAUCAAUGAAGGAAACAGGACCGAAAGCAGAGGGUGUCUGGUAUGAGUUCAGUCAAAUGUGGUUCACUCUCAUGCCAUCUACGAGGCCUUUUACUUUCAGGGAUUAUGCCGAUCUCGCAGAGCAUGCUGCAUCUGCCUAUGAAACUAUUCGGGACAUCAACUUUGCCUCGCGUAUUAUAGAAGACAUGUCUGGAUCUACGCUUGAUGAUCCUCUCUUUGAGUGUUACAAGAAACUCCUCUGUUCAGUUUCUCCCUUGGAGAAAGAAUCUGAUGACUACAAAAUGAUAGUGAACUACUUGGAGAAAACUUACGAGCCGGUCCAAGUUGGAGAUAUGAGCUAUGGUGUAUCGGUUGAGAAUAUAUUUGCCGUUGAAGUUAGUGCUUGCCCUUCCCUUGAUGAGAUCAAGGAAUUACCUAACAAAGUUCUUCUCUGGUGUGGUACGAGGAGUUCGAAUCUUUUGAGGCACCUGCAGAAAGGUUUCUUGCCUUCAGUUUGUUCACUUCCCGUAUCGGGAUACAUGUUUGGAAGAGCCAUCGUUUGCUCGGAUGCAGCAGCGGAAGCAGCAAGAUAUGGUUUCACAGCUGUAGACAGGCCAGAAGGUUUCUUGGUUUUAGCCGUUGCUUCACUCGGAGAAGAAAUUAAGGAGCUUCCGAGCCCUCCCGAGGAUACUCGAGCGUUGGAAGAGAAGAAAGUUGGAGUAAAAGGACUUGGAAGGAAGAAAACCGACGAGAAAGAACAUUUUGUCUGGAAGGAUGAUAUUAAGGUACCGUGCGGUAAGCUGAUUCCAUCGGAGCAUAAGGACAGUGUCCUCGAGUACAAUGAAUAUGCCGUCUAUGAUCCACAACAGGUGAGUAUAAGGUACUUGGUGGCGGUAAAAUUCGACGAGCAGGAUGCAGUAUACGAUACAGCUGAACCCGGGCAAUAG
Molecule: messenger RNA, 2442 nt
Organism: Solanum verrucosum
Lineage: Eukaryota; Viridiplantae; Streptophyta; Magnoliopsida; Solanales; Solanaceae
Product: protein ADP-ribosyltransferase PARP3-like
Exons: 17
Coding region: 1-2442 (813 amino acids)
Molecular function (GO): NAD+ poly-ADP-ribosyltransferase activity; zinc ion binding
Source: RefSeq, a predicted model, not a curated record